Messenger RNA from Trypanosoma grayi, 270 nucleotides. RefSeq lists its product as hypothetical. NCBI's taxonomy places the organism in Eukaryota, Euglenozoa, Kinetoplastea, Trypanosomatida, Trypanosomatidae. The coding region runs from base 1 to 270 and encodes 89 amino acids. The transcript has a single exon. The record is from RefSeq and is a predicted model, not a curated record.
AUGCAAAGGUGUGGGACCAACGGCACGGCCUCGCCAGCGCCACGGGAGGCGGCCCAUGCCAAUGAUAUAUUCAGAAGGAUGAGUUACUACCACCUGCGACGACUGCGCGCGUUCUACGCGCACUACGCCCCGCCCACUGUGCCGCAGUGUUGCAUGCAUCUGCAGCAGUACUCUGGGCGGGAGGAGGCGACGCUUGAGGCGCUGCGGCGCGUGCAUGGCUCUGAGCCCGUCCACCUCGGCUCCGCUGGAGCGGGCCAUGGCAGCUGGUGA